CCCUGGUGUUCACACUGACCUUGAUUCUAAAAAUAUUGUCGAGCUUGGAUGUAGACUGUGGAGCCCAGAUCAGACUUUGUUUGGAUGUUUGAUGAACCACAGAGAAGGUAAUAGAGCAAGCUUCUUUGUUAAGCUCUGCCUCAAGGUCAAUGCGAAUAGACAAAACGGGCCUAGAACCUCAAUUAAAGACUUAAUACACUUUGGGGAGGUUGUAUCAUACUUGAGAUACACGUUUCCAGAUGGAAACUCACGAUUACUAACCCUCAUCAAAAUGUUUGAUGUGAAGACAAACAGAGACUGCCUUUGGUCUUACAAGAUAAAAGUAAUCAAUGUUGGUGAAAUUGUUUCCCCUUUGGCCGUUCAUUUGAUUUGCUAUUAACAAAACAUAACAACAAAUGUCCUUCUCAACAUCUCCUUUGACUUAAUUAUUUAAUUAUGCUUAAUGGAUAUUACCCCUCAAAAAAAAAAAAAAAGAUGAUGACGAUGGUUGCUCAUAUUUAUCUGACUGAUUAGUGAAUUUAGACAGUAAGCCUACAUUUGGC
Messenger RNA from Rhizopus microsporus ATCC 52813, 542 nucleotides. RefSeq lists its product as uncharacterized. The record is from RefSeq and is a predicted model, not a curated record. The coding region runs from base 92 to 379 and encodes 95 amino acids. Lineage: Eukaryota; Fungi; Mucoromycota; Mucoromycetes; Mucorales; Rhizopodaceae. The transcript has a single exon.